Molecule: messenger RNA, 4182 nt
Organism: Rotaria sp. Silwood1
Lineage: Eukaryota; Metazoa; Rotifera; Eurotatoria; Philodinida; Philodinidae
Source: the annotation of a GenBank genome assembly
AUGCCAACAGCACCCAUUUGGAGCAAUCUUCUUCUCGGUAAUUUUGCUCAACGUUAUGGAUAUUCUUUAGAAUCGGUGAUAGCACCAUGUUCAUGUCAUUUUGGUCGAACAACUGGUGCUUCUGAAUCGCAAAUGCGAGUAUUAAAAGAAGCAAUACUUAGUAAAAAGAUUUAUACAAGAAUCGAUGAAGUUAUUAGCAAAUUAGGAGAAACAAUUGAAGCAGUGGAAAUUCAGUUUGCCGAUUUCAUAUUUAUAAAAAGAACAAAAAGUCGAUUAUUGCCUGCAAAAAUACAGAAAAAAAUUGAAGAACCAUGGAACAAACGUAUGAAGACUGCAAAACCUGCUACAGGUGUAUAUACGUCCACGAAACCAUUGAUGAAUCUCAUGGCUAUGGUGAAUACACGUUUGUUGGGUCGAAAUGAUGAUGUUAAUUUAGAUGUUGGACAACUUCCGUUACUCAUACGAUUCGAAAAUGCUGGUAAUACUUGUUGGUUUAAUAGUAUAUUUCAAAUGUUGUUAGCAUCUGGUCAUAUAGUUGAAAGAAUACGCAAAUUCCAUAUUAUUGAUGAUGAUUUAGUACCGUGUAAAGUUAUGAUUGUAAGCCAAAUAAUAAACGUAUUCAUAUCUAAAUCAAUCAAUUGUCAUGCUGAUGGAAGAAAGGCUAUUGCAAACAAAAGUUUUAUUAUAGAUCAGUUUAGACAUCUGCGUUGGGCUGGCUUUAAUAUUGAAACCUAUAAACAAUAUUGUGUAUUUGAUUUCUUUCAAACAGCAAUCGUACCGAUGCUUUUAUUCUAUGAUAUUGAUUUUCAAUAUGUAUUAGAUAAAUCUAUGCAAUGUUCUUCCUGUAAAGAAUUAAUUUCAAUUACUCAACAAACAUGGGACUAUCUUCUCGUAAAUCAAACAACAAAUGAAGAGACUAUUGAUAGUAUUAUGACUGAUUUAUUUGGUCCAGUAUUGGCUAUGCAAUUAUGUCUUAACUGUUUAAAAAAUGAUCUUCAUCCUACAUCAAUGUCAAUAUUAAAUUGUCCAAAACAUCUUUUUCUUCAAUUUGAUCCACGCGUGACCAACAAUCGAAAACGACCUAAAUUAACAGCACAUGUAGAUUUUGCAAAAAUUUUAUCAAACAAUGUUAUAUGCACUCGUUCAUAUUCAUGUUAUACAUUACAAUCAUUUAUUGUAUUCAAUGGUACAGAUGAUAAUGGACAUUAUAUGACAUAUGCUCGAUUCAAACAAGACUGGUAUUGUCUCAAUGAUACAGAUAUUACACUAGUGAAAUCGUCAGGUAUUUUUGAAGAUCAUGCUAAAGAUCACUCAGUUAUGAUGGCUCACUUUACUCGACCAUCUGAAAUCGAUGUAUUUUCAUCAGCAUUAUGGAACGUUUUCACAAAUUUUUCACCAAUAAAUGUCUCAUUAACACCACAUUUAUCAUUGAAUGAUGCUGCAAAUUAUUUUGCAAAACAUUAUCUCAUCGAAAAUAAUCCACUCAACUUAGUUGUCAUUAAAUUUUUCAACUGUUCCAUUUGCAAAACAGAAACGUUUACUGCUGCGCGAAUGUAUGAAGUAUGGCAAAUGAAAAAAGACGCAUUACAUGUUACUUAUAAAAUGAAUUCUUUUAUGUACGAAGAAAUAAAAUGUUCUUCUUGUAAUACAUCAGGAUUGACUAAUUUUGUUUUAUAUGAUAUACCACGAUUUCUUCUAUUGAAAACUGAAAGUACUGGUACAGAUUGUGUAAGUUUAAUUGAUGAUAUAGAUCAAAUUCGUAUUCGACCAUCUGAUAUACAUUUACCAUUCGACUAUCAUGUGCAGACAAUCUUAAUUGUACUUGAAGAAGAUGAUAUAGUUUAUCUAAGAAAAACUACCAAUGGUUAUUCAUCUUUGAAUAAAACUACUGGUCAAUUUGAAGAAUUGCGUAAUGUAUCAGCAUAUGAAACAGGUCUAGCAUCACGUUGGAUAAUAUUCGUUUAUGAAACUGAUGAAAAUGUCUUCUAUCCACCAUUAAUCGAUAAAAUAACUUUCGAUCAAAGUACUUUAGCAGAAGGUAUAGAACCAGAUAUAUGGACUAUCGAUACUGUUCAAGAUCUUUUACCAACAUUUACUGAUAUUUUAAGAGUCGGUUCUAUACAAAUCAAAAAAGAUGAUAUAAAACUAUUGCUGGAUAAUGACGGUGAUAUUAAUGAUUUGAUUAUAGAUGCUCAUUUAUUUAUUACUGCAACUACAGCACCAUUUCACAAACGAGUUUUAGCGAUGGAAACUCAUACAGUAUCUGAAAUAAUUCAGAAGAAAGUAAAACACAUUAAAAAAUCAUGGUUUGAUUACGAUAUUAUUCUCUGUCCGAUCAAUCAAAAACAUCAUUGGUAUUUAGUAAUAAUUGAUCUGGAACGAAAUUUAAUAAUUGAAUAUGACUCAUUACCUACACAUGAUCUUCCACGUCGACAAAACCUACAACGUCUCAUACAUAUGAUAAACAUUCACAAUUUCUUAAAGAAUGGAACUGAUAUAGAUUUUCACAGUGAUUGGAAACUAUCUGAACCAAGUGAAGAUUUCGACUUACAUCAAAACGAUCAACAUUCAUGUGGUGUCUAUCUUUUAACACAAGCUAAAUCAUAUAUUAAUCGUGAACAACAUCAACCUAUUCCACAAGAUGAAAUCAAUCUAUAUAGACAUCAAAUAGCUGAAGAAAUACUUCGGAAAGCAGAACCAAUAUCCGAUGAUAGUAUAUCAGACGUGAGUACAAGUAAUUUCCGCAUAUCAUAUAAAUUGAUUUCAAUUUUGUUCAAUAGAUAUCCGACAUAGAAAUGCCAAACACAAAACCACGCAAUAAGAAAACGACGACAACAACAAAAGCAAAGACAAAAGACAAAAAAAAAUGAAUAUUCAAAAAUAUUUCUUUUUACUAAAAACAUAAAUAAAAAAAGCCAUUCUAGAAUCGGAAACAUAGACAAAUCUCACACAAUAUAUAUCAUUUUUCACGAUUGACAACAAAAUAGGAUUCGAUCUCAACCCCACCGAAUGCCACAAUGCAACAAAGACCACCCAUCAGCAAAAGACACCUGAGAAUAACUUCAUAUCGCACAGACCAACACCAUUCAUCACCCAUUCCAACAGAACCAUACAUGAUCCUAGACAAUCUAAAAAACCACCAACACUCACGAACGAACUCACGCAUUCAACUAUUACACUAACAGGUCACUAGAAGACCAUCAACAUAAGACUCAGUACAGUCAAAAUCACCCAAGCUCUAGCUAUAAAAACACAUUUUAUCAUUAACCAAAAACUUGUAUUCAUAAAAUCAUAUAAAAACAUCGACAUCAGGAAGAAAUCUAGUGCUCUCACUCGAGCACCAAAUGCCUACACCCUGACUUCGUCUAAUUUACAAAAUCUUCUCUUUAUUUCAGUUGAUUUUAUAUAAGAAAAGAUCUUUUCACUUACAUCAACACCUCACACUCGUUACAUCCGAAACAAAAACGGAUGUUUCAUUGCAAUUCACACCUUUUUCCUGUCUAUUUUCUCUUCCACCGAAGGCGUAUCUCCUAAGAAAACAAGUCACCACCAAUCCUCUAAUCACAUUCAAAACAAUCUCACACAUUAGUCACGAUGUCACACAUUCAUUUCUACCACAAAUAUACAACUCUGACACAUGAAUCUAAGUGUACAUCUAUUCUCUAGACCGAACAAAACCGGCCCACACAGUCACGCCUCACCAUGUCUUUGCCUAUGCAUCGACGGUUCGAAAUCUAUUCUAUCCAAGAUGAAAAUACCCUCUUUCACAUAAUUAAAUUCUCUAUCGAAUGAUAUAUUCAUCCUCUUUUUGAAAUGGAGAGCGCCGUUUGAUGACACGAUCUUAAUAUCCAAACCUUAGCUUUACCCAUGUCGGUCAUAUAUUUUCCCCUCGUCCCAUCCUGCUUCAAAAUCCAUUCUCGCUAUGAUGAAUAUACCAUCUUGUAGAGAAUUGAAUUCUCUAUCGACUGGCAUAUUCAUCCUCUUUUUGCAAUGGAUAUUAAAUGAACUAGAACCCAUCGCAAUAUCGGAAAACAUUGCAUCGAGGUGGAAGUCGGGUCUUUUUUUCAUUUUCGACCCCCCGUUCAAAAUCGAUUCUCGCUAUGAUGAAUAUACCAUCUUGUAGAGAAUUGAAUUGUCUAUCGAAUGGUAUAUUCAUCCUCUUUUUGCAAUGGAUAUUUAAUG